Molecule: messenger RNA, 3009 nt
Organism: Thermochaetoides thermophila DSM 1495
Lineage: Eukaryota; Fungi; Ascomycota; Sordariomycetes; Sordariales; Chaetomiaceae
Exons: 2
Coding region: 1-3009 (1002 amino acids)
Source: RefSeq, a predicted model, not a curated record
AUGUCGCACUGGAGGAUGGCGUCCUGGUUCUUCCUUCUGUGCCUUGCGAUAUGGACGGUAACUCCUGCCGUUGCAAUCGCCACGAACACCGAUAUUCCCGAUGAGGUUGUCGACUCUAUCCCGACAUGUGCCAGAGCUUGCUUCAGGUCCUACAUUUCUGACAACUUCAAUGCCGACGGGUGUGGAAACACCCUAAGCUUAUCUUGUCUUUGCCGGCAGCGUGCGCAGUCGGGAUACACCGUCGGUGAAGCAGCCGUCUCGUGUAUCGUAGGCGAGACCAAGUUCGGCGCAUGUAAAGGCCAAGAUACUGAAAGCGCCACAAAGGCUGCUUACAGGAUGUGCGCAGGAGUUACAAAUGCAGCAUCCCCAACUCGUGGUACUAUUGCUGCUACGCUUCUCUCAACAGGAACAGUGUCUUCGACUCUUCCUACUAUCAUCGCUAGUUCCAUCACAACAGGGACGAUCACCUUAUCACGAACGACGUCACUGUCAACUACAACAACCUCGGCUAUCACUCAAGAAACGUCAUCUACAGCUACUCAGUCUUCAGCAGCGUCCUCUUCUGAACCAACAUGGGCAACGCUUCCUCCAUCCGACGGUACGGAAGAGAAUGAGGAAGAGGAGUCGAGCAACAGCUCGAAACUCAGCAGCAAGCAGGUUGUAGGGAUUGUUUUUGGAUGUGUCGCCGUAGUGAUUUUCGGUAUUUUGAUGGUACUCCUCGCUCGAUGCGUCAGACAGAAGAGAAUGGGCGAUCUCGAGGCCGCCUACAACACAGGCUUCGCCAAGCUCAGGGAAUCUGUCAGUAUGAAGAGAAAAAUUAGUACUAGCACAACUCCUAAUCUCCCUCCGCUCGAAAUUUCCAGUCCAAUACCCCGCAUCAGGACGCCGAGGAAUACGGACAACAGUCUUCCAUGGCACACAAAUGCUGGCCUUGGUGUUGCCACGAUCAGUUCAAACCCGGUGCCGAAACCGCCGUCAGCCACGAAUUCUCAUUCUGGCAGUCCUGCUCCUGCGACUACAAUCCAGGCAGUAUCAGCCACAGCUGCCACGGGUGAAGAAGAUGCCCGCAAGAUUCCCCAAAUCAUGCUCAGCUCUGCAACCUCUUCGCCCAGCAUCAAGGAGAGAAGGCAAAGUCCUCCUAAGCCGACACUAACCAUUAACAUCCCGAAAGUGUCAACCUCAAACCCAGCUAUGCGCAUCCCAGACAACAAACGCGAGAGCGUGGUGACCGAAUUUGCUGAAGACGGAGAGGAUCUUCCCCCUGGAACUCCUAUCUGGCGGCCACCCGUGACGGAUCCUCAAUCGGCAACGACUUUUUAUUUUGCUGACAAGGCAGGAAAUUGGGUUCUUCGCCACACAUCUAACCGGCAGAAGAUGGAGAACAAUGAUGACCGGUCGAGAAGGCCCCCGGUGCCUCGUAAGAACACAUCCCCUAAAGCUGGUGCCUCACAGCGGCCUUUGGUUGGACUUCCUGGCCAGAACCAGCCAACAGAAAUGGGUAGUACAAAUGUCCAUCAAGACUUUUCUCCUCCCAGCGCUGCCCCUUCUCCGCUCAGGGUUCCGAGCAAACUUGGCAAGGGUAAACUCGGCUCACCUAUCGCUUUCAAAGACCAACGCCGAAAAACAACGCUGUCUAGCCCGGAUCCAUCUCUAAGGUUGUCACAGACAGCCGAGACACUCGAGUCUCCACCUCCGGUCAACAACAGCAGCAACAAUAACGGUCUUGGUUUGAUGGGCGAGGGAAGGAGCUUGACGCGAGGUGAAUCACAGCAGCGUCCGCGAGCAGCUCGUCGGGUUUCUGAGUCUUCCGCAACGUCUAUUGAAUCAGCUGCGGCAGAGGACAUCGUUGGAGAUGGUCGUCAAGAUGGUCAGGGUUUGUCGCCCGUGGUAGAGGCUGAAUCACCGAAGACACCAAUUUCGCCUGGCAAGUCUCCCGUGAAGUACCCAAAGAUCCCGAAGCCCAGCAACAAUGGGGUUGCAUCGGGGCAGGACUUCACCCCAGCUGUCAAGCAAUAUAGCUGGACUGCUUGGAAUCCUUCAAAGCAUCCUAACGCGAUCGGAAACGGCGUGCUGCUCAAGCAUAGAAGGAAUCUGUCGUCUGCGAAGCCAGAUGAUUCUUCUAAUUGGCCGUGGAACGCUCCUGAACCCGGUCCUGCGUGCAGCCGCAAGACUUCCCACCAAUGGAUGGCCUCUCGGGACAACAAAAAGCAGUGGCAGAAUCAUUCCACUCUGGAGCAACAGUAUUGGGAGCAUCAGCGGCAGAUCGGCAAUCCUGCUUCCUACUGGAACCAGGAAACCCAUUCUACUCGCCGUUAUGAUGGCCCUGAACAGCGACAGCCGACACCUCCCAGGCAGCAACGGGACAGGACCCCGCCGCCACCGCAGCAAGACCAACAACAACCGUUCUAUCGGCCAUAUCAAUCAUAUCACUACUCAUCAGAGACUCAGCACCAUGACAAGCUCCAGCACCAGCUGCAACGCUUCCCCGUUCGCCCAGCCCAACUUCCGACCCCGGCUCCAACCCCUCAGAUGUCUAUGGCGUCUUCUCCCGCCUUGUCAUCCAUCAAGCUCCGCGAAAGAGACAUCACCCCGAACACCAUGACCACAGCGAUCUCCACAAGUCCCAGGGCCACUCCCUCCCCGAAGGCCUCGACAGCGCAAACCAGCCCGGCGGCGAGCUCUCUCCUCGCCAAGCGACGUGGUGCCGAGAAGGCAGCCGCCCUGACGCUCUACAGCAACGGCGGCAGGAACAGUAGUUCCGAGAGCGUUACCGGCAAGCGGACCAAGUGGGUUAAGGAAGGGUCAUCUCCUUCUAGCCAAAAGCAGCCGUCUUCGGCUCCAGCAAUCUCUCUGUUAUCAGGAGGAGGUGCCACUGAGUCGGUGAUGGUCGUUUCUCCGCUAUCUGAGCCGGAUCAUGGUCUAUACGGCCCGGUGCCAAUUACUCCUGGCUGGGUGCCGGAGCUGACGCCGACAAGGAGGGGCGACGAUUUGGUGUUGGAUGUGAAAUAA